AUGGCAGUAUUUGCAAACAGCAAAGGUGUGUCACUAUUCAGCUUUCCACGAGGACAAGGGCGGAGUAUUUGCAGUCCUCCAAGUAACCAAGGGCAGAGGGAGGCUAGGGCCAUGGUGAAGAAGAGUGAUGAGGAGACUGGAUUAUUAACUGUGGCUGAGAGAUUUACUGAUCCUCCUGCAGAAAAUCUCUGCAUGAACUUGAUUAUAUUUUAA
Ilex paraguariensis (yerba mate) is the source of this 213-nucleotide messenger RNA. The record is from the annotation of a GenBank genome assembly. NCBI's taxonomy places the organism in Eukaryota, Viridiplantae, Streptophyta, Magnoliopsida, Aquifoliales, Aquifoliaceae.